Molecule: messenger RNA, 2147 nt
Organism: Spodoptera litura
Lineage: Eukaryota; Metazoa; Arthropoda; Insecta; Lepidoptera; Noctuidae
Gene: nesd
Product: SHC binding and spindle associated nessun dorma
Biological process (GO): spermatogenesis; male meiosis cytokinesis
Source: RefSeq, a predicted model, not a curated record
AAUACUUCCUUUGUAAAGUCCAAAAUGUUGAGAUACAUGUUUUUUAAUGCUAAAUUGUCUGCGUAGAACGACAUUUUUGUAUGGCAGAAAACAAAGUUACGUCAAACUGUCAAAGUCAAAUCGGUUUGAAUUUUCGAAACUUUUUUGUGUAGCGGUCGUGAAAAAGAAACUGAAAUUCAAAUAAAAUAAUAACAACAUAUUCAAAACAUUUCACAGUUGCAAAAUAUCUUAGUUAAAGAUGCCAUCAGUACAUACAUUUUCACGCAGCGACAAUGAGAUCCUGCAAGAGUUGCUGAAGGUGUUUAGCUCUGGUCGUGGCACUACUCGGGAACAAUGGAGCAUGCAAGCAGAGUUACUGGUGGAACCAGUUGGCUGGGAUGCUCUAUGGAAACUAUCCAAGGAUUUCUGUAAGAAGUUUGAAGUAAGAUUCCCCUGCAUAGCCUAUGUGACAGUGACAUCAGUGGACUUUGAGAACCUCUCAGCUUGUGUGGAUGUGCUCAGUGUGCAACAUGAGACUGUAUCACUACCUGAAGACAUAGUAGAUGUACCAUUGAUCGAGCUCUGGCCUACGAUGAAGCAACGAGAACAGUGUAUCAAUGUUGCUGCUACUGCGGAGUUUAUUGAUUUGUUGAGAUUCUACUACAACGACAUUUGGAUGCCUUGGGACGACUCAGAAGUGCUACUAUCAAACACGAUAGAGGAACGCAUGCAGCUCUGGUCAGAUAUGCACAACGGUACCAUACCAAACUGUGUGGCUCGGUCCAUUACGUUGCUGAGGAACAGUGCUAUAGAUGCUCACGAGAAACUGAAGCAGAUGGACUCUUCACUGUGUGAAGGGGAUGUGGCUAGUGAUGAUGAUUCACUUCUACCGCCUAACUACAUAUCGCUCUGCGCGGAAAUGAACGCGCGACUCGACGGGUUGAUGUCGAAGUGGACGCUGUAUGAAAACUCAUUGAUUCGGGAACAGUAUCUGGCGAGGGAGCGGUCUAAAUGGCAGAGGAAUAAAAGUAAAAAGAAUGUUGUAGCAGUAUGGCAAGGCGGUUCAAUCUUCGAAUUCAGUGAGAUAUCCAAGUUUCUAAUAUCACACGUCACCAAUGACUUCCGACUAAGCGUACUGACGUCAGUGGAGGACGCACUGCAGUUGGAGCCCCACGAGCUAGUCCUGUGUGGACAUGAACUGAUGCUGCCUGAGUUACCGCUGGCUAAUAUUAAUGUGACUAGUUUUAAAGGCGCGACUCUCCAAGCAUCAGACAUGCGUUCCUGUCUCCUCAUGUUGUCAGAAGAGUGCCGGCUCCGGGAACUGACCCUGCACUGCUCGUCAGUAAACACAGUGAUAGUGAUGAGAUCUGGCACUCUACAUAUUGUGAGCUGUAAUAUAUUGGAUCAGUCGAGUAGUUCUAAGAGUGAUUUCGCCCAAGGCAUAGUGGCGAUGUCUGGCGCGAAGAUCCUCAUAGAAAACUGCACGUUUGAUAACUUCUACUCCGGAAUCGUCGUGCAUAAGGGAGCGCAGGUGGAGUUCAGGAACUGUACAAUAAAGAACUGUGGCGUAGGCAUACAGAUGUACUCUGGGUCUAAAGUGGAAUUGAGUGACACCGCGAUAUCCAACUGCAGUGAGCAGUGCAUACGAUGUGAACUCGAUGUCACGAUGGAUGCAGCUACUGCUAGUGCUAAAGGAUUCGAAGGUCUACUAGUAAAUGCGAACUGCAAGAUAGGUACAGGUGACUUACAAAAGGAGGUUCUAAUUGUAAAACAAGAUGUCAGUAUAUGAUUCAGUAUAUUUUAUUACAAUAUAUAAAAUGAUAUGAAUGGUAUUUAUAAUGUCUAAAAGUCAUUAAAUAUAAAUAUUAGAGUUGUAUGAAGGAACAUAUUUUUAUAAAGUACCUAAUAAUUCUUUGUCUAAUCCAGGCAUCGAAGUGUCGGCUCUGAAUAGUCUGAAUAUGGUCCAAGUCUGUCUAAUUGUAGUUGUUGAAAGUUUGAUUUCGGUCCUGAUGGCUGUUAGUUCCAUUCCUGGAUUGGCAAAAUUAUUAUUGAAGUUUUUGACUCUUAGAGUCUGCAUUGUAUAUUUUGAGCGCAAUAUUUUUAUUAAGACACCUGUUAUAAUAAAUGCAUUUAAUUAUAAUUAAAUUACCUGUGUAAGCCAAAAUUAA